Molecule: messenger RNA, 1614 nt
Organism: Acanthosepion pharaonis
Lineage: Eukaryota; Metazoa; Mollusca; Cephalopoda; Sepiida; Sepiidae
Source: the annotation of a GenBank genome assembly
AUGGAAAAUUAUUCUCAUCUAUCUAUCUAUCUAUCUAUCUAUCUAUCUAUCUAUCUAUCUAUCUAUCUAAAGAUUUGCCUGCCGAGAAAAUUAACAUUGGAAUUUUUUUUCUCAUGUGCUUUUUACUCUUUCUACUUUCUUUUUUUUCUGCUUCCCCUUUUUUCUUUCCUUUUCUCCUCUAACUUUUUCCUUUUCUCCUCUAACUUUUCCUUUUCUCCUCUCCCUUUUCCUUUUCUCCUCUCACUUUUUCCUUUUCUCCUCUCACUUUUCCUUUUCUCCUCUCACUUUUUCCUUUUCUCCUCUAACUUUUCCUUUUCUCCUCUCACUUUUCCUUUUCUCCUCUCACUUUUCCUUUUCUCCUCUAACUUUUCCUUUUCUCCUCUCACUUUUUCCUUUUCUCCUCUCACUUUUCCUUUUCUCCUCUCCUUUUCCUUUUCUCCUCUCACUUUUUCCUUUUCUCCUCUCACUUUUCCUUUUCUCCUCUCACUUUUCCUUUUCUCCUCUCCCUUUUCCUUUUUCUCCUCUCACUUUUUCCUUUUCUCCUCUCCCUUUCCUUUUCUCCCCUUACUUUUUUCCUUUUCUCCUCUCACUUUUCCUUUUCUCCUCUCACUUUUUCCUUUUCUCCUCUCACUUUUUCCUUUUCUCCUCUCACUUUUCCUUUUCUCCUCUCACUUUUCCUUUUCUCCUCUCACUUUUUCCUUUUCUCCUCUCACUUUUCCUUUUCUCCUCUCCCUUUUCCUUUUCUCCUCUCACUUUUUCCUUUUCUCCUCUCACUUUUUCCUUUUCUCCUCUCACUUUUCCUUUUCUCCUCUCACUUUUUCCUUUUCUCCUCUCACUUUUUCCUUUUCUCCUCUCUUUUUCCUUCUAUUUUUCCAAUAUCCUUUUCUUUUUUGCCAGUCUUUUUUUUCUUUCCGCUUUUUUUCGUUUUCUCUGCUUUUUCUUUUUUGUUUCUCUAUCAUUUUUUUCCUUUUCCUCUUGCUUCGUUUUCCUCUUUUUCGUUUUCCUCUCUUUUUUCGUUUUUCCUCUCUUUUUUCGUUUUUCCUCUCUUUUUUUGUAUUCCUCUCUUUCUUGUUUACCUCUCUCUUUUUCAUUUACCUCUCUUUGUUCGUUUUUCUUCUCUUUCUUUGUUUUAUUCUCUUUUUUCGUUUACCUCUCUUUUUUUGUUUUUCCUCUCUUUUUUUGUUUUUCCUCUCUUUUUUUGUUUUCCUCUUUUUCUCGUUUAACCCUCUCUUUUUCGUUUUCCUCUCUUUGUUCGUUUUUCCUCUAUUUUGUUUUUUCUCUCUUUUUUCGUUUUUCCUCUCUUUCUCGUUUACCUCUGUCUUUUUCAUUUACCUCUCUUUGUUCGUUUCUCCUCUCUUUUUCAUUUACCUCUCUUUGUUCGUUUUUCCUCUCUUUUUGUUUUCCUCUCUUUUUUCGUCUUUCCUCUCUUUUUUUGUUUUCCUCUCUGCUUUUUCCUCUCCUUUUCUUUCUUUUUUAACUCUUUGUCUUUUUUCGUUUAUUUUCUCUCUCUUUUUCUUUGUUUUCUUCUCUCUUUUCCCCCUCACUCUUUUUUCUUUGUUGUCCUCUCUCUCUUUUUUCCUAUUUUUCCUCUCUACUUCUGAUCUUAACCAAUGA